CACAAGGUGGCGGUAAUGCGCGAGAUUUGUUGCGAUCAGCCAAUAAGCUGAAGAAGAAGAAGAGAGUAGCGCUUCAAACAAGACAAGUAUGGGCAGGUUGGCAGUCCUGUCUUUAGCUGUCAUUGCUCUGUCAGUUUUCAUCGGAGAAAGACUCAUCGCACUGAGGCAUAUAUCACUUUCCUCCAGAGAACUAACCAAGAACUACCUUCCUAACUGUCACCUAAUAGAGGGCAUAGAGGGUGGGGCUGAAGAUCUCACCAUACUUGACGAUGGAUUGGCUUUUCUGAGCACGGGCUUGAAGUAUCCAGGCUUACCAUCCUAUUCAGAUGAUCCUGGAAAGAUCUAUACCCUGAAUCUGUUGGAUUCUGAACUGAAAAUUGAAGCACUGAGCAUCAAGGGUCAGUUUGACAAAGACUCUUUUAAUCCACAUGGAAUCAGCGUAUACACAGAUGACAAAGAUGGUGCCAUAUAUGUGUUUGUUGUUAAUCAUCCUCAAGGCAAAAGCCAAGUGGAGAUUUUCAGAUUUGUUGAGAAUGAAAAUGCUCUUCAAUACAUCAAGACCAUCAAGCAUGAACUUCUGCAUAAUGUGAAUGACAUAGUAGCUGUGGGGGCCGAAAGCUUUUAUGCCACCAAUGAUCAUUACUUCACAAAUGAGAUUCUCAAGUUGGUGGGGUGGUUUCUGUCUUUGCCCUGGUGUGACGUCAUCUACUUCAGCCCUAGACCUGUGCAGGUUGUGGCAGAGGGUUUCCUAUCUGCCAAUGGCAUAAAUAUCUCACCCAACAAAAGGCAUUUGUAUGUGUCAGAUGCUCUGAAGCACACAAUUACUGUCAUGGAGAUACAGAAUAACACUGUAUUGUCUCACAUAAAGGAAGUUGAUGUGGGCUCACUCCCUGACAACAUCGAGGUGGUCCGUGAAUCUGGAGAUCUGUGGUUGGGCUGCCACCCAAACGGUCUCAAAUUCAUGCUUGGUGAUCCGAAUGAUCCACCUGGUUCUGAGGUUAUCAGGAUUGAGAACAUCCUCUCUGAAAAGCCCCAGGUGACUCAGGUGUAUGCAGAUGAUGGCAGUGUGAUCAUUGCUUCUUCAGUGGCAGCCCCAUAUGGAGGAAAGCUGCUCAUUGGAACCGUUUAUCAGAAAGCUCUGAUCUGUGACCUUAAAUAGUGAAUAUAUUCACUUGCAGCUAACAAUGAAAAAAUAUUUGAUUUGGCUAGUGUGUAUAAUUUCAAAAACUGACUUUUUUGCAACAAACAAUUUAAAGACAAGACAUGCUAAUUAUACUUGGUUAGUUGACCUCUGAAAUGUCAAUCAGUGCCAACCGUUUUCUGCAGUGACAUGCUACACAAAAAAAGUAUUUAAACUACAUUUUUUCCUAUGAUAUAUAAUCAUUAUACACUUUAUUUGGGUGGAGUGAAACUUAGGUUAUAGUUUUGAGUUGACUUAUGUUGAGACCUUUUGAUUCAAUUUCUUUUUAAGUUAUAAGAAAUAUUUUAUUAAUAUACUUAAUAGGUUCUUUAUCGGCAUCUAUGGUUCCAUGAAGAACCUUUAACAUAAAUUGAGCCUUUAAAUUCCACAAAAGGUUCUUUAGAUUUUUAAAAUGUUCUUUACACUGAUUUUAAAAAAAAUCUUUUAAGAACUGUUCAUGGAAAGGUUCUUUAGGGAACCAGAAAUGGAUCUUCUUUGGCAUCGCUUCAAAAAAAAAAAAAAAAAAACUUUUGGAACCUUUAUUUUUAAGAGAGUGUAUUAUGUCAAUGAAAACCAAUCAAUUAUGAUUAUCUUUACAAGCAAUAUCUCAGCACCUUGGUAGUUUGAUAGUAAUAGACAAAACAUUUUGCUCACUGGAAUCAAUGUAUUGCAACUGUCAUAAGCACAAUGAUCUCCCAGGGUUGAUAAAAUGCAAUAGGACAUGUCCAAAGUGUUUGGGAUGGUACUUAUAUUUUGUUUAUCCUGUUAAAGAACCAUUUUAAGACUAAGAAAGUCCAAAUUGUCCAUCCAAACCUUGCCAGUAUGAAUGAUACUACAAUGGUAAUGAUUAAACAACUCAAUUUAUUUUAAUGCAAACUGUAUAUUGGGUAACAGGAAAGCACAUCACAUGUUUUGUAAGAAAAAAAUGUGUCCAACUUAGCAAAUCAAAGGCCUUUUUAUAUAAAAGCUAAAAUAAUCUGUUUUCAAAACACCUGCUACUAUAAUGAUUCUAGCUUAGUGUGUGUGUGUGUGUGUGUGUGUGAGAAUUUUAAAUGUAGAAGCCAAAUGUGAACCAAUAUAUUGGAAACAGUCUUUUAACAUUAAUGUUCAGUGUGAUUUAGUUGACUUGAUUUCUCUGGAAAAUGUCUAAUGACUAGCACAAUAAUGUAACUGUCCUUUGAGUGAUUUGUAUGUGUUCAUGACUUAACGUAGCUUCCGAAUUUUAUUUUAUAUGAUUGUGAAACAAAUCCAUUCUCAGUGUUUUAUGUAGAUAUGUACUUGCACAUAAAUGUGAAUGAUACCAAGUCGAGUGUUCAUUAAAACUGAUGACAAGAAA
Messenger RNA from Ctenopharyngodon idella (grass carp), 2516 nucleotides. Its product is annotated as serum paraoxonase/arylesterase 2-like. Gene Ontology annotation, molecular function: arylesterase activity. The record is from RefSeq and is a predicted model, not a curated record. NCBI's taxonomy places the organism in Eukaryota, Metazoa, Chordata, Actinopteri, Cypriniformes, Xenocyprididae.